UUACCAUUUUGAGGGUACACACAAGGCCCAGCCCAGAUUAAUUCCAUAAUUGGCACACACAGCAUUUAAACUGAAAAUCAAGCAAAUUAAUACCCAAUUCCCUCUCCUCCCCUAUAUAGACUGCCUACCAUCACUACGCUUUGGAGCCAAAAGUCCUGUUUUCAAAAACUUUCCCCUCAUCAGCCUUCGAUGGAGCCCGGCGGCAGCAAGAAGCUCGAAGCUGACCUCGUGCUUGACCUCAGCCUGUGCAGCAACGACUCGCCCUUGUCCCACGAUGACUGCAGCAACGAUAACAGUGGCAAUUUGUCGGAGCCCAGAGUGUUCUCUUGCAACUACUGCCAGAGGAAGUUCUACAGCUCGCAGGCACUGGGGGGCCACCAGAACGCGCAUAAGCGGGAGAGGACCCUCGCUAAGAGGGGGCAGCGGUUCAGUCCCCUCGGCUACUUGAGCCGGGUCACCAGCAUGGCCUCACUCCCCCUGCAUGGCUCCACCGGCUGUGGCAGAUCCUCACUACCGCUCGGGAUCCAACUGCAUUCCAUGAUCCAUAAGCAGCCCUCUUCUUACGCUGCAUCGAGCGGCAGCCAGUGUCUCUUAGGUGGCCGGUCCACAAUGGGGUGCCAUCUAGGGAAUCAACAGUUAUCAUCAGGGAGCCCCGGGAAUAUCGGUGCAAUCCAAAAGUCGAGUGAUCCAGCAGGUUUGGAGGGAUUCGGGGAGUUGUGGUGGAGUGGUAGUGUUAACCAUAGCCAUGUGAAGAGCAAACAAAAUGAUUUGCAGAAGCUUGACUUGUCCCUCAAGCUCUAAGUCUAAUCCUCCUACCUUCUUCCUCUACUUCCUUCCCUUCUUCUUCUUCUUUUUUUUUUUUCCUUUUUUCUUUUUUAUUGCUUUUUCUUGGUUCGAUUUUUUGUUUGCUUAAUUCAUCAAUAAGAGUUGUUCGGAUCAGUUCUAAUCCAGUCUAGUGAAUUUAAUCCCUUGUAUAUGCAAUUAACGACAUAUAUAUCAUUCAAGUUUGAAUGUUGCCAGACAUUGUCUCCAGCUGUCUCAAUAA
This is a messenger RNA of Punica granatum (pomegranate), 1045 nucleotides long. The record is from RefSeq and is a predicted model, not a curated record. NCBI's taxonomy places the organism in Eukaryota, Viridiplantae, Streptophyta, Magnoliopsida, Myrtales, Lythraceae.